AUGCGCUUCAUACUGUCUCUACUAUUACUCCUUUUCCCCCUUACAACCGCCAAAUUUAGCCCGACGUGCAUCAAAGUCGUCACAGCGCUUGCCGCAAGGCCCAACGAUCUAUUCAACAAAUUCCAGCGCGAAAUCUGCGAUCAAGGAUGCCAGCCAACAGUGCCCCAUUGGGACCUUUGGACUCGCAAUAAUACCUUCGUCCCCGCCGUUCGCAGCGUGAUGCAGACCCUGAAUGCCCCGAAGCAGGAGGAAGCAAUGCUGAAACUCGGCGACGAGGCCGCCGAUAUCAUCAAGCGGCAGUGUGGGCCAAAACUCGAGGGACGCGACAUCUGCGCCGACUCUCACAUUCUGGCAGCGUUUGGGAACUGUUUCAAGAAGAACUUUGUCAAGACUGCCAUUGUCAAUCUCCCGAAGCUGCUCCCAAUGGCCUCGGAGCCGGUUUGUCGCAAACAGCUCGAGUACCUGGAAUCGGACGAACUCUGGGAUGAGAUCAUCCCAAACAAUAUGAGGGAGUACGCCAAAGUCUGCAGGCAGUUGGCAUACCAGCCGGUGAUGGACGAGAUGUAUACAUUUUGA
Molecule: messenger RNA, 576 nt
Organism: Aspergillus mulundensis
Lineage: Eukaryota; Fungi; Ascomycota; Eurotiomycetes; Eurotiales; Aspergillaceae
Exons: 1
Coding region: 1-576 (191 amino acids)
Source: RefSeq, a predicted model, not a curated record